This is a messenger RNA of Nerophis lumbriciformis (worm pipefish), 1467 nucleotides long. The record is from RefSeq and is a predicted model, not a curated record. Lineage: Eukaryota; Metazoa; Chordata; Actinopteri; Syngnathiformes; Syngnathidae.
AUGCCUCCGCCAGUGGGGGGCCCCGUGGGGUACACCCCUCCUGAGGGGGGCUGGGGCUGGGCCGUGGUCCUGGGGGCCUUCAUCUCCAUCGGCUUCUCCUACGCCUUCCCCAAAUCCAUAACGGUGUUCUUCAAAGACAUUGAGGUGAUAUUUGACGCCACGCCUAGCCAAGUGUCCUGGAUCUCCUCCAUCAUGUUGGCCGUCAUGUACGCGGGAGGUCCAAUCAGCAGCAUCCUGGUGAAUAGAUUUGGCAGCAGACCAAUCAUCCUGCUUGGCGGUUGUCUGGCGGGGUCAGGACUGGUCGCCGCCUCCUUCUGCAACACGGUGCCACAGCUCUACUUCUUCAUCGGAGUGGUCGGAGGAAUGGGCUUGGCAUUUAACCUGAACCCCGCUCUCACCAUGAUCGGCAAGUACUUCUACAAGCGGCGACCCAUCGCCAACGGCAUAGCCAUGGCCGGGAGCCCUGUCUUCCUGUCCACACUGGCGCCGCUCAACUCGUGGCUGUACGACCAGUUUGGCUGGAGGGGCAGCUUCCUCAUUCUGGGGGGACUUCUGCUCAACUGCUGCGUGGCCGGCUCGCUCAUGCGUCCCAUCGGACCCAAGCCGCAGCCACCGUCGGUGUCACCUGAGUCGGGCGAUGUGGCGCAGCCCAAGAAGACUGUGCUGCAGAAGGUCAACUCCUUCAUUGACCUGACGCUGUUCAAGCACCGUGGCUUUUUGCUCUACCUCAUGGGCAACGUCAUCAUGUUCUUAGGCCUCUUCGCGCCACUUGUCUUCCUCUCCAAUUUUGCCAAGAGCAAAGACAUCAGCAAGGAGAAGGCGGCCUUCCUGCUCUCCGUGCUGGCCUUCGUCGAUAUGUUCGCACGGCCCUCAAUGGGCCUGCUGGCCAACACCAAGUGGGUCCGACCCAGAGUGCAGUAUUUCUUCGCUGCCGCAGUCCUCUACAAUGGCGUCUGUCACGUCCUGGCCCCGCUCUCCCACGACUACACGGGUUUCGUCAUAUACGCCAUCUUCUUUGGCUUUGCCUUCGGAUGGCUCAGCUCGGUGCUCUUCGAGACUCUCAUGGACUUGGUGGGGGCGCAGAGGUUCUCCUCCGCAGUGGGCUUGGUCACCAUUGUGGAGUGCGCCCCUGUACUGCUCGGCCCGCCACUAACAGGAAGCUUCUACAAUUACUACCAGCACUACGACUACACUUACAUCUCAUCAGGAAUCAUCCUCAUCGUGGCCAGCCUCUUCCUUUUCGUAGGUAUGGGGAUCAACUACAAACUCCUGGCGCGAGAGAAGAAGGACGAGGAGAAACAAGUGCAGUGCGAAGCUAAGGAGGAGUGCACUGCCAUGCUGACUCCCGCCUCGCCCUCCAAGGAGGGCAACGCUGUGCCCGAAGCCACACCCGAGGCAGCACCUGACGCCGUGCCUGAGGCUGCCAGACCGGACGAGGAUCCUAAGAUGGACGAGAACAGGGUGUAG